Messenger RNA from Diceros bicornis minor, 411 nucleotides. Its product is annotated as keratin-associated protein 12-2-like. The transcript has a single exon. Gene Ontology annotation, cellular component: keratin filament. The record is from RefSeq and is a predicted model, not a curated record. Lineage: Eukaryota; Metazoa; Chordata; Mammalia; Perissodactyla; Rhinocerotidae. The coding region runs from base 1 to 411 and encodes 136 amino acids.
AUGUGCCACACCAGCUGCUCCUCAGGCUGCCAGCGGGCCUGCUGCACACCCAGCCCCUGCCAGGCAUCCCGUUGUGUGCCCGUGAGCUGCCAGCCAGCCGUGUGCACACCUGUGAGUUGCAGGACUGCUGUGUGCACACCUGUGAGCUGCCAGACCACUGUGUGCACACCUGUGAGCUGCCAGCCUGCUGUUUGCACACCCGUGAGGUGCCAGACCGCUGUGUGCACACCCGUGAGCUGCAGGCCCGCUGUGUGCACACCCGUGAGCUGCCGGCCUGCUGUGUGCACACCCGUGAGCUGCCGGCCAGCUGUGUGUUUGGCCCUCUCCUGCCAGUCCUCCGGGUGCUGCCAGCCCUCCUGCCCCACCUUGGUCUGCAGACCCAUCUCCUGUAACUCCCUUUGCUGCUAUUGA